AUGAGUUCACAGCGGACGCCUUAUGGGCCGGAAGACGUCGACUGCCUCGGCGGACGCCGACGCGCGACGCAAGACGGCCGGAGUCGAGCGCGGAUGAAUACGUAUGAGGUGGAGGCGCUGCAGGCAGACGCGGCGGCGACGCGAAGCGGCACGCAUUCCAGGCGGGUCCACAGGACGUGCCCGCGGCCGCCCGAUCACGCUGUUCGAAGCGAGAUUUGGCGAGCCGCGCUCGGCGACGGCCGAACGUUCGGCGUCGUCUUCCGCUCGCGCUACAACCACACGCUGCGUCGCGACGACGUCGUGCGCUCGCUCGCGGAGGUCGUCGCCGAGAAGAACGCGGCGCACCGCGUCGACCUCGCCAACCCGCAGCUCGCCGUCGUCGUAGAGGUCGUCGCCAACGUCUGCUGUCUGAGCGUGCUCACCGACUACGCGAGGUUCCGCAAGUACAACCUGUCGGAGCUGUACGGCGAGACGCGGCGGCGGCAGGCCGACGAGGCGCCUAGCGACGCAGGCAAAGCUGAGAGCGGCGAGCGCAAGGAUGCUGAGGAUGCGGGCAAAGCCCUCGGCGAGGGUAGAGAUGGCGAAGCCGCGGGUGAUGCGGGCACCGGGCAGGACAGAGACGGCAACGAGGCAGGGGAAGGCAGGAAGAACAUGGAGGCCGAGGAAGGCGGGGAGAACAUGGAGGCCGGGGGCGAUGCGUCACCGAACGAUUGCGGCGACGAGAAUGGCGAAGCGGUGGAUGAGGCGCUAGUUGUCACGACGAAACUGGAUGCAGGGGAUGGAAUGUUGAGAGAAAUCUGUGACGAAGAGAAAAGUAAAUCGGUGGACGAGACACUAGUUAUUAGUAAUAAUGCGGUGAAACUAGAUGCAAAGGAUGAAACGUUGGGGAAAAAUUGUGACAAAGAGAAAAGCGAAUCGGCAAAUGAGACACUAGCUACUGAUACAGUCACAUAGAUAAUGGAUUUAGAGGGUGGAACGUUAGGCAAAAGGUGUGCAAAAGUUAACAGUAAAUCGGUGAAUAGUACUAGUUGUCAGUAAUGACUCAUAGCAACUUGGUAUAGAGGAUGGAACAUUUGGAAUUGUGGCAUAGAGAAAAGCAAAGGGGUGCGAUAUACACAUGCAUCUCAAAAUGUCAAAUCUUUCUGUACAAUUUCAUUUUCAAUAUUAUCCAUUUGUUUUGCCACAAAGGAAAUUUCCUCUAUUAGAAAUGUUUGUAUGAGAUAUGUGUUUGUGCAGCACAAGCAGGAUGUGGGAAAUAAAUGAUUAAUCGCACAA
This is a messenger RNA of Priapulus caudatus, 1275 nucleotides long. Its product is annotated as THUMP domain-containing protein 1-like. Gene Ontology annotation, molecular function: RNA binding. Bases 1 to 954 code for a protein of 317 amino acids. Gene Ontology annotation, biological process: tRNA modification. The transcript is spliced from 2 exons. NCBI's taxonomy places the organism in Eukaryota, Metazoa, Priapulida, Priapulimorpha, Priapulimorphida, Priapulidae. The record is from RefSeq and is a predicted model, not a curated record.